Messenger RNA from Anolis sagrei ordinatus, 1750 nucleotides. RefSeq names its product zinc finger and SCAN domain-containing protein 2-like. Gene Ontology annotation, biological process: regulation of transcription by RNA polymerase II. NCBI's taxonomy places the organism in Eukaryota, Metazoa, Chordata, Lepidosauria, Squamata, Anolidae. The record is from RefSeq and is a predicted model, not a curated record. Gene Ontology annotation, cellular component: PcG protein complex; chromatin; transcription regulator complex. Gene Ontology annotation, molecular function: RNA polymerase II cis-regulatory region sequence-specific DNA binding; DNA-binding transcription factor activity, RNA polymerase II-specific.
GGCCACUUCCGGAGGAGGAAAAGGGCAGAGGAGAGCAGGAAAGGCAUAGGUAAUGUUUGAAUGAACCUUGUGAAGGCCCUGUGAGAGCUUUGCCCUAGAGAUGCCUUGGGACCAAAAUGAAAGGUCACUGCACUAGCAAGAACAAGUAAUAAGUAGGAGAGAGACAUAUUUCAAGUGACAUACCUGGAGGAAAGGGAGAAUUGUGCUUUUCAAAGAGUGACUUGGUAAAGAGACAAGAAGGCUUCAGCAAUACAAAGACCGAAAAAAGGAAAUCCUGUGCUGUUCAGGAGUUUAUAUCUGUGAACUUCUGACAUAAUAGUUGAAUCAUAAAUUUAAAAGAAUGGAAAAUCUUCAUCCCUGUUCCACAUCACAUACAGGGGAGAAGCUACAUAAGUGUAUGGACUGUGGGAAAUGUUUCAUGUGGAGGCGUUCUCUUACUAAGCAUCAACAUACUCACACAGGGGAGAAGCCGUAUCACUGCAUGGAAUGUGGAAAGAGCUUCGGUCGGAGUGGACACCUGCAUUCCCACCAAAGGACCCACACAGGGGAGAAGCCAUAUCCAUGCAUGGAAUGUGGAAAGAGCUUCAGUCAGAGUGGAGCCCUCCGUUCCCACCAAAGGACCCACACAGGUGAGAAGCCACAUCAGUGCAUGGAAUGUGAAAAGAGCUUCAGUCGGAGUGGAGAUCUGCGUCGCCAUCAAAGAACCCACACAGGGGAGAAGCGAUAUCAAUGUAUGGAAUGUGGAAAGAGCUUCGGUCGAAAUGGACAGCUGCGUUUCCACCAAAGGAUCCACACGGGGGAAAAGCCACAUCAGUGCAUGGAAUGUGGAAAAAGCUUUAGUCAGAGUGGAGCUUUGCGUUCCCACGAAAGAACCCACACAGGGAAGAAGCCAUACAAAUGCAUGGAAUGUGGAAAAAGCUUCAGUUUGAGUGGAGCGCUCCGUAACCAUCAAAGGACCCACAUAGGGGAGAAGCCACAUCAAUGCUUGGAAUGUGGAAAGAGCUUCAGUCAGAGUGGAGAUCUGCAUCUCCAUCAAAGAACCCACACAGCGGAGAAGCCAUAUCAAUGCAUGAAAUGUGGAAAGAGCUUCAGUUUGAAUGGCGCACUCCAUUCCCAUCAAAGGACUCACACAGAGGAGAAGCCACAUCAGUGCUUGGAAUGUAAAAAGAGCUUCAGUCUGAGUCGAGGUCUGCGUCGUCAUCAAAGAACCCACACAGGGGAGAAGCCAUAUCAAUGCAUGGAAUGUGGAAGGAGCUUCAGCCAGAGCGGAGCACUCCGUUCCCAUCAAAGGACCCACACAGGGGAGAAGCCACAUCAGUGCUUGGAAUGUGGAAAGAACUUCAGUCAGAGUGGAGAUCUGCGUCUCCAUCAAAGAACCCACACAGGGGAGAAGCCAUAUCAAUGUAUGGAAUGUGGAAAGAGCUUCAGUCAGAGUGGAGCCCUCCGUUCCCACCAAAGGACCCACACAGGGGAGAAGCCACAUCAAUGCAUGGAAUGUGGAAAGAGCUUUGGUCGGAGUGGACAGUUGCGUUCCCAUCAAAGGACCCAUACAGGGGAGAAGCCAUAUAAAUGCAUGGAAUGUGGAAAGAGCUUCAGCCUGAGUGGAGCCCUCCGUUCCCACCAAAGGACCCACACAGGGGAGAAGCCACAUCAAUGCAUGGAAUGUGGAAAGAGCUUCGGUCGGAGUGGAGCGCUCCAUUCCCAUCAAAGGACCCACACAGGGGAGAAGCCACAUCAAUGCAUGGAAUGA